GGCGGGCAUUAUAACGCUUGAGUUACCUCCCGAUUCAGAAGUGCAGAUUUUCCCUUGGCUAACAGCCAACUGAGAUAACUAUCUUAUCUUUCGACCUCUAUGUCUUCGUAACUUACUGUUAAGUCCUCAAUGAGUUGGGCUACAGUUUUCAAGUUGCUUACAAAAGCGAAAAUCCCUCAAUAUUUAGUUGAAAAUGGUUUGAUUUGGAAAACCAAACAAUGCUACUUUUCAGGCAAAUCGGGGUCCAUUUCAAACUCAGUCAAAACAACUGCUCGGUCAAAGCCAUCAUCUCUUGUUGGUAAACAUGCACCUAUCACUUUAACGAAAUCAGCCAUAGCACGUGUCCAAGAGCUUUUACAGAGAAAUCCGGACGCCAUAGGAUUGCGCAUCGGGGUUAGAACUCGUGGUUGCAAUGGACUGUCAUACACUUUAGAUUUCUGCUUCAAGGGACACCAGCCUGGGGAUGAAGUUGUGGAACAGGACGGAAUUCGAAUUUUCAUCGACCGCCGAGCUCAGCUGACAUUACUGGGUACUGAAAUGGACUAUCAGCAAGAUAUACUGUCUAGUCAGUUUGUUUUCAACAACCCUAAUAUUAAAGGGACUUGUGGAUGCGGAGAAAGCUUCAGUGUAUGAAUUGUCUUCUAUGAUUUUGGAUGGUUGUGAUAUAGCUUUCGAGAUACUUUAAAUUUAUAGUAUUAAAUCAGACCUUACUCUACCGAUAGCUGUGUAUAUUACCAUCAAAAUAAAAUCUGCUGAUUGUACUUUCGUACUACACAUAAUGAACAACGUAGCAUUCCCGUCGGUUAGAUUUAUUUAUACUUAUUUAUCUUUCAUAUCCAGACUAGUCAGUAUGGAUAUCACUGUUUAAUGGAAGCGUUGCUUUGUACAAAAUAAAACGUAAUUUGGCAUUUAACACCACUGUACAGCUACUUAAUGUCAUUUCAUGUUCUGAGAAUUAAUGACAUCAUCAAUAAAUCACUGCUUACCCCUUUUAA
Molecule: messenger RNA, 995 nt
Organism: Heterobilharzia americana
Lineage: Eukaryota; Metazoa; Platyhelminthes; Trematoda; Strigeidida; Schistosomatidae
Source: the annotation of a GenBank genome assembly